Phoenix dactylifera (date palm) is the source of this 855-nucleotide messenger RNA. NCBI's taxonomy places the organism in Eukaryota, Viridiplantae, Streptophyta, Magnoliopsida, Arecales, Arecaceae. The record is from RefSeq and is a predicted model, not a curated record.
UUAACUGACAAUUGGCCUUCUAUUCUGGAAAUAUGUCAUUACUUUCAAGAGUUGCACGUCAUUGAUGGAAUUCCUCAGCUCAUAUUUGUUAGAUCAAACUACACCAUUGAGACAGUAGAGGCCGAGCGAAUUUCAGUUGAUCAUGUAGCUCAUCUUAAGCCAUCUGAUGGUGGCUCGGCUGCAACACAAUUGGCUGCCCAUCUGACUGGCAUGCAUAGUGCCAUCAAAAUGCUAAAUAGCAGAAUUAGAGUUGUUCAUCAAUAUCUGCAAGCAAUGCAGAGAGGUGAUAUUCCUCUUGACAAUUCAUUGCUUAGACAAGUCUUGAGCCUUCUGAGAAGAUUGCCAGCCAUGGAAUCAGAGAAGUUCCAAGAUGAUUUUCUGAUGGAAUUUAACGACACACUUCUCAUGACCUACCUCAUGAUGUUCACAAACUGUUCAAGUACCAUGAAUGAGCUGGUUGAUAAAUUCAACACAACCUAUGACAGGCAGAGUAGAAGGGGAGGCCGGACUGCUUUCAUAUAGCUGGUGUGCUUGUUUUACUGGCAUUCUGUCUCGAAGUUUUUCCUUCAUUAGUUGGUUCUAGAGUUAAAUUUUCUUCUCAGUUAUAGAAGGGGUGAUCAUAUGCUUCAUACUUUUUGUAACUUCUCAUUUUUGCUGUUGAUGCCUCCAGAUAGGAGGGUAAAGUUUUUAACCUUGUUUUUGAAAUUUGUUUGUGCAUCAAAGAUCUAUCGCAUGGUUUGGGUCAUGCAUUCUAGAUUUCAGAAUGUUUUGCAAACUCGAAUUCCCUUUGUUCUUCUCAACAGGUGGUAUUGAAGUUUUAAGAAAUGAGAAUGGAAUUUGUCAUGUGUUUGUUUA